This is a messenger RNA of Polyodon spathula (Mississippi paddlefish), 10640 nucleotides long. RefSeq names its product collagen alpha-1(XXII) chain-like. The transcript is spliced from 65 exons. Lineage: Eukaryota; Metazoa; Chordata; Actinopteri; Acipenseriformes; Polyodontidae. Bases 309 to 5171 code for a protein of 1620 amino acids. The record is from RefSeq and is a predicted model, not a curated record.
UGCUGAUCAAAAGCUUGUUGGGGAACUUUACUUCACUUUUAACAGAACUUUACACUGGACUGGCACUCUGGGUUUUUGUAAUUCUUGGAAUAAAAAAGUCUUUAUAGGUUUUUUUGCUUGCAAUAUGCUGCAUUCUUCCACACUUCUGAGCUGAGAGCAAGUGUCCCUGUUACUAGUGACUGAGAAGGCAGUCAGAACACCCUUCACCAGUAUUGUGGAUGAUCUUCAGUGCUUUGUAGCUUUUCAUCAGAAGAGAAGAUUGAUGGUCACCAUAAACUCUUCCUAAAGAAGCAGUGAAAGAGACAGAUAUGGUAUUGGGAAUGGAAUUUGGGAUUUCUCCCUUCCUAAUACUCCUUGCACUUGGACUUUCCGGAGACACAUCACAUGCACAAAGAGCAGGUUGUAAAAAUGUCCAUUAUGACUUGGUCUUCAUCCUGGACACCUCGUCCAGCGUGGGCAAACAGAACUUCGAAAAGGUGCGGCAGUGGGUGGCCAACCUAGUGGAAACCUUUGACAUUGGACCGGAAAAGACCAGAGUAGGUGUGGUUCGCUACAGUGACAGGCCCACUACUGAGUUUGACCUUGGCAGGUACAGGACUGUAGGGGACAUCAAAAGAGCAGCUGGCAACAUUAGAUAUGUAGGAGGAAACACCUUCACAGGAGAAGCAAUCCGUUAUUUAACCACUCGAAGCUUCACAGAGGCUGCGGGCGCCAGGUCCAGUGCACUAGGCAUCAAGAAAGUUGCCAUCUUGAUGACAGAUGGCAGGAGUCAGGAUUUUGUUCUGGAGCCAUCUAAGGCAGCGCAUCAGGCUGGGAUAAGGAUGUUUGCAGUUGGCAUUGGAGAAGCACUGAAGGAGGAACUGGAGGAGAUUGCAUCCCAGCCCAAGUCUGCUCAUGUUUUCUACGUGUCAGACUUCAAUGCCAUUGACAAGAUAAGAGAGAAGCUGAGGAGAAGGCUGUGUGAGAAUGCGUUGUGCCCCAAUAUUAAGGUGGAAGGUGACCGGUUUAAAACUAGCAGUGGAGGAAAUACAGAUGAAAUCCCAGGAUUUGACCUAAUGGAUUUUUUCAACGUCAGAGAUCAUUUUGGUAUGAAGGAGGAUGAUGGGCAGAGUUCUUACGUACGGCUUGGGACUAUGCCCAUUGUUGAGCAGACUGAAGACGUGUUCCCGCAAGGUCUGCCCGAUGAAUAUGCUUUUGUCACCACAUUUAAGUUCAGGAAAACCUCAAGAAAAGAAGACUGGUAUAUCUGGCAGAUCUUCGACAAGUAUGGGAUGCCACAGGUGUCCAUCCGGUUGGACGGCCCUAACAAGGCAGUGGAAUACAAUGCUGUCGGACUGACAAAGGACGCAGUGAGAGCCGUCUUCAAGAGCACUGCUGUUAGUGACCUGUUCGAUCGCAACUGGCACAAGAUCGCUCUGAGCGUGGAGGGUAAAGCGGUGUCCCUCUACCUCGACUGCAAACUUGUAGAGACACUGCCUAUCGAGGAGAGGGAGGACAUUGACAUUCGGGGAAAGUCGGUCAUUGGAAAGAGACUCUAUGACAGCAUUCCUGUUGACUUUGACCUGCAGAGGAUGGUAAUUUACUGUGACUCCAGGCAUGCAGAGCUUGAGACCUGCUGUGACAUCCCCUCUGGUCCAUGCCAAGUCAAGUUUGUGACAGAGACUCCUAUCAUCGAAAUCACUCCAACAGUAAAUGGAGAGCAGCAAAGAGGAGAGAAGACAGUCAAAUGCUCCUGUCCUUCUGGAGAGAAGGGGGAGGUUGGCCCAUCUGGUCUAGCAGGAGCAAAAGGUGAAAAGGGUGAAAGUGGCAGCAGUGGUGCAAUUGGGCCUGCAGGGUCCAAAGGAGAAAAAGGAGAACCGGGCAGUAUAAGAUCAAUCAAUGGAGGAAACGGGGAAGAGGGUAAGGAUGGUGAAAAAGGUGAGACUGGAUCAGGAGGAGAAAAGGGGGAGAAGGGUACAUUUGGUCCACCAGGUCUUGCUGGUAAGAAGGGAGAUCAUGGUGAAACAGGAACUCCAGGAGAACCUGGUGAUAUUGGACUGCCUGGACCUUUGGGCCCAAAAGGAUUAGAAGGGCAAGCUGGAUCCUCUGGGAUACCUGGGCUCAGAGGAGUACCUGGUGAAAGAGGAGUUAAAGGUGAAAGGGGUACUGGUGGAGAGAAGGGAGAAAGUGGUUUAGAUGGAUUUCCUGGGAAAAUGGGUGUCCCUGGAAAAGAUGGAUUCAAAGGAAGCAAUGGAUUACCUGGUGUUAUCGGACCCAAAGGUGAAAAGGGUGGAAUGGGCCCUCCUGGAAUUUCAGGAGAUGCGAUUGAAGGCUUGAAGGGCGAACCAGGACCCCCUGGGCCCCGGGGACCUCCAGGGCUAUCUGGACCUGCUGGUCCACCAGGUCCUCCAGGUGCUGAUGGACCAGUAGGCGAGCCUGGGUUACAAGGUCAAAGGGGCAAGAAAGGAGAAGGUGGCCUGCCUGGAGUCGAUGGAUUGCCUGGACCCCCUGGGCCACAAGGACCUCCUGGAAACCCUGGGCCCCCUGGAAAAACUGGACCUCCAGGAUUACCAGGUGAAAUUGGAUUUUCUGGGAAACCAGGCGAGCCAGGCAAACAUGGUAUACCUGGAAAAGAUGGGUUGGAUGGCUUUCCAGGAAACGAUGGACAAAAGGGUCCACAAGGAGAAAGAGGCCUGGAUGGUUUACCUGGAAAGCCUGGUCCUCAGGGUGAUAGAGGCUCUGGUGGCCCCGAGGGUCCCCCAGGAUUGAAGGGAGAGGCUGGUCCUCCAGGUGUUCCAGGAUUAACAGGGCUGAGAGGAGAGAAAGGAGAUCCAGGUGACCGUGGGCAAGUUGGACCCCUGGGUCCAAAAGGUGACAGGGGAGACAAGGGUGACGUCGGAGCGGCUGGUCCUCCUGGGACCCCAGGAGAUGUUACAACAGUGACCCCACAGCCUGGAGAUCCAGGAGAACCUGGGCAGCAAGGAGAUAAAGGAGAUCAAGGACCACCAGGAGAUCCAGGUCCAAGGGGAUUCCCAGGUGAAGAAGGACUGAAGGGGCCACCAGGACCACCGGGUCAAAAAGGGGAGUCGGGACUCAGAGGAGAGCCUGGAGUGAAUGGAGAUGCAGGACCACCUGGCCAAACAGGUCCCCAAGGUCUACGUGGUUUACCAGGCAAUGUGGGUUUACCAGGGAAUGAUGGUCAAUCUGGAGUAGAUGGACAAAAAGGGGAAAAGGGAGAGGCUGGUAAGGAAGGCAGGCAAGGCUCAGCCGGACGUCCAGGAGAGCCUGGGCCUGCUGGAAUCCCAGGCUUACCAGGCAAGGGGAAGGAUGGGGAGCCGGGAGAGCCUGGAACACAUGGAUUGGCUGGACCCCAGGGGCCGAAGGGGGAUUCUGGACCACCUGGGAUGCGUGGACUUCCUGGAGAUAGAGGUCCACCUGGGACUGGGUUACCUGGGCAACAGGGAUCACCAGGAACUGCAGGAGAAAAAGGACCCCAGGGCCCAAGAGGUGUACCUGGAGUAGCUGGACCCCAGGGUCCGCCUGGACAUAAUGGUUUACCUGGAAGGCCAGGAGACAGGGGAGUUCCUGGGGAGCCGGGUUCAGUAGCUCAGAUCUCUCAAAAGGAACUUGGCAUCCUUCUUAAGGAUGUGUGCACUGAUUGCCCAGCUGGACCUCCUGGGAUGCCAGGUCUCCCAGGGUUCAAAGGUGACCAAGGUUUGACAGGUCCACCAGGAAAAGAUGGGAAUAAUGGGCACCAGGGGCCGCCUGGGCCUCCUGGUCCUAUAGGUCCACGUGGGAUGGACGGGAUGAAGGGAGGCAAAGGAGACCAAGGGGCUGCAGGUGAAGCUGGAGAAAAAGGCGAGACGGGAUUCCGAGGAGCACCCGGCUAUCCUGGCACAGCUGGCUUAGCAGGUCAACCUGGGUUAGAUGGAAUCCCAGGGUCUGUAGGUCCACCUGGAGCCCCCGGAGAGAAGGGCAAAGACGGUAUCAGAGGAAUACAGGGUCCACCGGGACUGCCUGGGCUGAUGGGAAUGACAGGAAAGAAUGGCAAAGAUGGAAAACCAGGGGAGACUGGGGAAACGGGUAAACAGGGUGAGCCAGGGCUUCCGGGCAGAGACGGACUAAGAGGUAUUCCUGGUUUUAAGGGGCACAGAGGGGAUCCUGGUCCCUCGGGUUCCAGAGGAGAAGCAGGCAUGAUGGGAGCAAUGGGACGAGCAGGGCUUCCAGGGAAAGAUGGUAACCCUGGUCCACCAGGUCCACAUGGUCUCCAAGGGCCAAGAGGGGAGGAGGGCAGAGCUGGACUUCCUGGUGCUCAAGGGAAAGCAGGCGUUGCAGGUGCUCUGGGUCCUAAGGGAGACAAAGGAGAUUUGGGGAGCCCAGGAUUACCGGGCUUUUCAGGACCACAAGGACCCCCAGGACCACCUGGACAGCUUGGGCCUCAAGGACAAGAUGGGCUGCCAGGCAAACCAGGAGAGCGUGGAGCCAAAGGGGAAAGGGGGAAUGAUGGCAUAAAAGGAGACAAAGGGCCACAUGGAGAUACAGGACUAGACGGAGCUCCUGGGGUUAAGGGUCACAAAGGACACACAGGGAUGAUAGGAAUGACGGGGCCUGCUGGAGAAAGUGGCCCCCCUGGGUCUCCAGGUACUCCUGGUCAGCCCGGCUUUCCUGGGCCUCGGGGGGAAUCUGUAACGAUGGAAGAGCUGCGAAGGCUUAUUCAGGAGGAGCUUGCAAAGCAGUUAGAUGCUAAAGUGGCUUACCUCAUGGCUCAGAUGCAGCCAGCAUAUGUGAAAUCUUCUCCUGGCCGGCCCGGUCCCCCUGGUCCUGAAGGCAAAGAGGGGCGUCCAGGGAGCCCAGGUCCCCCAGGAGAGCCAGGAAGCCCGGGGCUGAACGGGGCAGAGGGUCCCCGAGGACCAAUGGGUCCAAAGAGCGAAAGAGGAGCAAAGGGGGAGAGGGGCGAAAGUGGAAUUGGACAAAGAGGAGAAAUCGGUCCCACUGGGCCUGCGGGUAUCCCAGGCGUCCCUGGCUAUGGGAAGGAUGGACUGCCUGGAACAGCGGGGGCCCAGGGAGAGCCAGGAAACCCUGGCCCGCCCGGCCCACUUGGACCUCCAGGGCCCGCCGGAGUGUGUGACCCCUCUCAGUGUGCUUACUAUGCAAGUCUGGCUGCCAGGCCUCCCAAUGUCAAGGGGCGUUAAACCAAUAAACCAUGUACAGAAACUGCAAAGGAUAAUGUAAUUUAUGAACUUGGACUUUUAACAAACAAAAUGUUUUCAAUACCCAAUUUGGGAUUUACUAGCAACAGUUGCUGCCGGUCAGUUUUUUUUUUUUUUUUCCUGCGAGAUAUUUUGGGAUUUUUGUCUUUCUUGUCAGGGAAUUGUUAUUAAUAUAAUGUAACAAUGAUACUCAUGCUGUUGUGUUCAAAUAGCCAGCAGUGGCUAGACAAAAUGGCCCUCGUUGUUCCUGUUGCAUUCUUUGCUUGUGUCAUGACUUUAACUAAGGGAAUCACCUUAUCCUCCUAGUGUUUUGCUGUCUUAGAAAAAUCCUGUUGGGCCACAGGCAUUUACCACAGUUUUCAGUUCUCUUAAGAGGUCUGAGAAUUGGUUUAAAACUGUGUGUGUGUGCCAUAAGUUCAGGUUCAGGCAGAUUGGUUAUCCCAGUGUCUGCUUGUGACACAAGCUUGGUAUUUGGACUCCGUGGGGUUGGAUUAUCUGACUUUGGGUAAAGAAAUAAUUUGCCUAGCAGACCUUGACUUGGACUAAAGUAAUACAUCUUUACAAUGACUGCAAGGGCUGCUCUGAUUGUCUUGUGAUCUCAGCGUGCCAACAACAACAAAAAAGUCUUCCCAAGAGCCAUUUCUUCUUAAUCUUCAUCAAUAACAAAUACAAAUGUUUUCCCAAUUUUUGUAAUAAUAAGAGUGAUAAACCCAAUAAGCAACAGAAAAUGUAAUAAAAAUAGACAUUCUUUUGACAAUGAUGUUAUCAAAUGCAAACUCUAAGCUUUCUUUGACCAAUUGAACAUGCUCCUCCUGAAAUCGAUGAAUGGGUUUGUGAUGCAAAGUAAUGCAUCUCAGAAAUUAGAUAACCGUUCUUUCUUACAUGCCAUUAUCAGCUUUUUAUUAUAGGUUAGCAAGUCUAGUAUGACAGAGGCCUACUUUGACUUCCCUCACAAAGUUAUGUACUUGUGUAACUAGAGAGUAUUCUUCACAGCUGCUUUACUGCUCAGGGUUUCAUCUCUCUUGCCCUGUACCCGUUCCACUGACAAUACAGGGCUUUUGAACCCUGGGAUGUGUGCUGAUUCAACAGCCCUUGUGCCAAUGGUUAAGGAGAAACAAAGUUUAUGUUCUGCCUAUAUAUCGUUUUUAAUUGUAUCAACUUGCCUGGUAACAAUUUAUUGAUUAAAAAUUAUCCUGAUUGUAUGCCAAGGCCAAGAAUCAUUACUCCAAAAGAAGAAAAAAAGUACAAGAAUAAUGCAUUACAUUUGAGUCUGUUUCAGAAUAAAAGUGACAGUUAGUGCCCCUAAUGCAGUCCCUGGUGGACUGUUACUUUACACUCGAAACCCAGUCUGCAUACCUGUCAGUAUUCAUGUUAGACUAGGUCAUAAUUACAGUGUCCUGAAAAAUGUGUCAGACCACAUUUACCAUAUCUAGUAUUUUGUUGGGUCACCACAAGCGUGGAUGGCAUUGAAGCUGCGUAGUCCCUCUACAGGACUGUAAAAUGUCUAGAUUCUUCAGAUUUUGAUUGACUUGGGGGAAAAAAAACAACAACAAAAAAAAACAACUUUCCACAUCACAUUUCACACAGUAAGGUUUGGCGGUCUGGUUAUCUAAGUGGUUUCCUUAUUGCUCUUCACAUUCUAGUCUUUACAGGGUUGUCAGCUGUUGCUUGCUCUUAUUAUAUUUUUUUCAUACCCUUCUACCAUGAGUAAUUUGGAAAUCAGCAACACUUUACAUGGGACAGUGCUUUGGGUGCUUUUUCCAAGAUUGGUGUGAGGAAAGAAUUCAGAUUUUCUUCCAGUUCCCUUCAGGUUAUGUUUAUGCCUGUUUGUGCGAAUGCCUAACUCCACCUGUACUCUUAUAAGUACAUACUGUAGAGGUCAUUGUUUUAAACCGUCAGAGUAAAAAUAUUUGUUCUAAAUGCUAAUGGUUAAUAGUGCCUGGUGUUACCUGUUAAAUUACCAACAGCAGGAAAGUUGCUGAAUGGAUGACUUUGGUCCUGUGAUUAUUCACAAAAUAUUAAUAUAAAACAUUUUUACAUUGACUACAGUAAAUGACAAGAAUGUGUUAGUCAAUGUUCCAAAUAUAAAAGAAAAUGGUGUCUUAUUAUGCCCUAAACAUUACAUGAAGAAUAAGUAUUCAACUCCAAAAGAAAAUACUUGCAUGCUUCAGCUUUAUUUAGUACAUUGCAGCCCAUGCCUGUUUGAUGCAAUACAGGAUACAGAAAAGCACCUUUAUUGCUAAACUAUUUAUUAAAGGUGCAGAUUUUGUUUAUGUUUUGUUGGGUUUUUUGGCAAUAGUGCCUUAGUAAUAACAGUGUGUUGUUUUUUCCCUUUCCUAUUGUAUGUUUGGGCUUGAAAUAUAAUUCAUUAUUCAUGUGUAACUAUAUACGGUGGCUCGUUGAGGCCAUAAAUAAUAAUAAUAAAAAAAACCUCUCUCAUGUCGAGAUCAUUUCUCCCAGGACCUCAAGAAAAUUGAAGUGAUUAUGUUAGUUUUCCUGACAUAAUUGAUCUAUUUUAGGAAAACUGAAUUAUGACUAUUCUCUCGAGAUCCUGAGAUAAAUUAUCUCGUGACCUCAACAUAAUGAAGAUUGUUUUUUUUCAGACGGCCGCAACGAACCGGCGUAAACUAUGAGUGUUUGUUAAAUUAUUUUAAGGGUCUCAACAUGCUGGUUAGAAAUGAUUUCAAGUUGAGCUGUAGCAUGUGUUGCAUAUAUAGAACGGUGCUGUUUUACUCUGAUUUCUCCUCUUCCUUAUGAAAAUGCUAAACUGCAAUCUAAUCUCUAAUAAAGUUUGGUACAGGUUCAUUUUACAUAAAACACCCUCUGUUUUUUAUAUUUUUUCACUUACAACAUCAAAGUUAGACCUUUCAAUAUGUAUUUUAUAAAUGUAUACAACAAACCCCAAGAUAUAAAAACAUAUAUAAUUUGCUGCUUGCAUAAAGGGCCAUUUAACUGGUGUACAGAGAUUGCCUUACUUUAAAACCCUUAGUUGUAUCAGUACAGCUAGCCUCUAUGUACCCAGUUUGGAUUCACUUCAGUGUCUGUUUGCCUCAUGGGGAGUUCAAGGACAGUAAGCCAACUCUGUUGUACUGGUGACUGUCAUUCCCUUUCAAUUCGAAGAUGACCACCAACCAAUAUUUUUUGGAAAUGCCUGCCUUGGGUGAGCAUUUAAUGUCAGAGCUGCCGAUAGGCCCCUCCGUGGAGUGAUGUCCUUGGUCCCGCCUCCUGAGGGAACAAACAGUUACUUCACAGAGCUCACUUCCUCUUUUGCCUCGACUACGGUAAGAUACGCUUCUGUGUAACACCAACUUGAGUGUGUUUUUGAAAGAGCUCCUCUGAGUCGACUGUAAUCUCCUUGAAUUCAUGCUGAGAGCCAGCUUGCCACUCUCGUGGAAUCAGUGGCUCCAUUUUGAGUGUCUUUUUUUCCUUCUUCUUCACAGUCUGCUUCACUUGUGUGACAGGCCGUCUUUUCCUGGCUAUGAGUGUCAGUGCCUGUGCAGUAUUGGUGUGUGCAUGUGCAGGGAAAACACUGUUCCUCUGCCAGGGCUCGGCUUGCCGCGCCCUCCGUUGAAUGAUUCUGCCAGCUGUCCUUAGCGCAGCUUGGGCAAAAUAGACAACAGUCAGUGAGCCAUGUGUUCGUCCACUGGGGCUGUGUUUUAGCCUGCCCAGCUGUUGAGUAGACCUCACCGGCUGCCUUGGCCCGCCCACCUCGGUGCGUUGGGCCUUCAAAAAAGUGUGUUCUUCCUUCUCUCUUUUUUCUCUCAACUUACUGAGCUCUCGCCCGCGUAGCUUAGGCCUGUGUGUCUCCCCUGCUGCAUGCUGCACGCUGACAAGGUGGCCUACUACACAAGGUUAGGAUAAUCACCGCAGCAUUAGCUGUCUCCCGGUGCUUUGGUACCUCAGUGCAUGCUAAGCCUUUGGUACUUCGGUGCCUCGGUGCACAUGGUGCACAUGGUGCUCAGUGCAUACGAUGCUUGGUGCACAUGGUGUGCACUGUACUUUGGUGCCUCGGUGCACACGAUGCUUGGUGCACUUGGUGCUUGGUGCACACGGUGUGCACUGUACUUCGGUGCCUCGGUACACACGGUGCUUGGUGCACUUUGUGCUUGGUACACACAGUGUGCACUGUACUUCGGUGCCUCAGUGCACAUGGUGCUUAUUGCACUUGGUGCUUGCUGCAAACGGUGUGCACUGUACUUCGGUGCCUCAGUGCACACGGUGCUUGGUGCACUUGGUGUAUCCAGUGCAUACAGUACUCAGUUGCCCCAGGACCCUGCGUGCCCGCAACCCACAAAACUCCCUCUCCGUGCUCAAGUGCGGGGCAGGUCGAGCUGCUGGAAAUCUUCCCAGGCAAACACAAUAACCCGGACAGUCCCAAUUCCCAUGGCCCCUCUGGGUUACCUAAGGCACUGUCUGCAGUCCACCACAGCAGCAGGCAACCAGACCCUCCUGCAAGGAAAAGGCAAUGCAUGGUGUGGUGCUUCCAAGCAGCAGUGCUCCAGGAGGAAGUUCCAGGGCUGUCGCCCUAGUCAGCUGCCUCAGUGUGCUCCGUCCCAACCUCAGGUCCACCCAUUCACACAACAUCAGCUGCAAUACUGGAGCAAUUGCACCUUGGACUCCUUGGUUUUUGCCACCAUACACACCAGAUGCACAUAUCCGUGGAUGAUCCUCUCCAGGUUCUGGCCUUCAGGCAAGAAAUAGAGAAACUACUUCUCAAACAAGCCAUCCAUCUCGUAGACUCCACCUCUCAAGAAGAUGGGUUCUACUCAAGAGACUUUCUGAUGCCAAAAAAGGAUAGCUGCCUUCGCCCCAUCCAAGACCUGAGACACCUCACAGGGUUCUUGAGGGAGAGGAGGUUCCAGAUGGUCACACAUCGUUACAUCCUCAGGUCUGUCCGGCCGGGUGACUGGUUUACAACAGAGGUGGGAGGUAGGUUGCAAUCCUAAGCUCCCUUGUAGCUGCAAGGGAUCAGGGUGCUGAACUACCUGAAUGACAGGGUGAUCUGUUCCCGGACAGGAAGGAGCAGUGGCCCACAGGGUGACAGUGACAAACCAUCUAGCGAGACUAGGUCUCACUCUCAACAAGGCAGCAGAGUAUGGUCUUCUUGGGUCUCCAGCUGAAUUCACUCACCAUACGAGCCAACCUGGCGGACGACAGAGUAGUGGCUAUUCAAAACUGUCUAGCCCUGUCUCAACAAGGGUUCACAGUGCAAUUGGUGUUGCAUCAAAAAAUAUUGAGUCUGAUGGCUGCAGCCUCAUCAGCUAUCCAACUGGGGUUACUGUGUACUCAAGCGUGGCUCAAUUCCUUUCGGUUACACCCCAAGCGAAACAGACACUGUCAACAUGUUGAGAAGCCCUGCUAUGGUGGAGACAAACCUCCCACUUGCACGAAGGUGUAGUGAUGGGAGUAAUACACAGCUGUCAAGUGGUGGCGACAGACACAUCCAACCUG